This is a messenger RNA of Aspergillus caelatus, 1176 nucleotides long. RefSeq names its product putative salicylate synthetase. The transcript is spliced from 3 exons. Gene Ontology annotation, biological process: L-tryptophan biosynthetic process. Gene Ontology annotation, molecular function: isochorismate synthase activity; oxo-acid-lyase activity. The coding region runs from base 1 to 1176 and encodes 391 amino acids. Lineage: Eukaryota; Fungi; Ascomycota; Eurotiomycetes; Eurotiales; Aspergillaceae. The record is from RefSeq and is a predicted model, not a curated record.
AUGACGGUUCUUCCCACCUCCACUAUUUUGCGGCCUGGUCCCCCAGACGCCCUACAAAGAGUUGCAACUGCUUUAUCGAAACUCAAGUCCGAUGACUAUUAUGCAUACGAGCGCACAGGUAUUUGGUAUUUGGGUAUUGGAAAUCGCUCUUCAGUGACAACUGACUCCGAAGGGCGGGAUGCAACCUUUUCUGCCAACGGAAAGGAUGAAGUGCGAUGCAUCGAUGGUGGAGUUAGCGAUGUUGUGCGAGAAUACAUCUCAGCAAAUAAGGACUGCGCAACCAGAAUCUAUGGUUAUGUCGGGUUUAGCUAUGCCCUACUUCUCCGGGACAUUCCUCACACUGCUGGAAAAUGGCCAAUGCUGAGUCUUAUGGUCCCACGUACUGAGAUAAUGGAGGAACUCUGUGUGUUGGUCAAUGAUGACACUUGCAUUAACCCAUCACCAGGCCUGGCCUUGGACACGAAUACCAGAGAAGCUGAAUAUGUGGAACAAGUCGAGGCUGCGUUGGCAGAUAUAAGAGCAGCGAAGUAUAGGAAAGUUAUUCCGUGUCGUGCUGUGAGUCUUCCAUGCAGAGUGGACAUGCCUGCAACCUUGCUGUGUGGACGACAACAUAACAACCCCGCCCGCUCAUUCUGUCUGCGUCAUGGCAGCAAUCAAGCUACUGGAUUCAGCCCGGAGCUUGUCAUGUCCCUGCGAGGCGGUAAAUUAACGACUGAGCCGCUUGCUGGAACUCGGUCGCAGGAGGAGGCCAGUGAUGAAUCCAAAAGGCUCAAGGAGGCAUUACUUAGCGACCUGAAGGAAAUUGUGGAACAUGUGUUGUUAUGCUGUCAUGGCACUGUAGUUGUGGACGACCUGAUGUCUGUGCGGCCUCGCGGGAGUGUGCAACACCUGGGCUCGAGUGUGUCGGGUACUCUGUCGCCUGACAAGGAUGCAUGGGAUGCUUUUAAUAUCUUGUUCCAUUCGAUUACCGCUACUGGAAUCCCAAAGCAAGCUGCACUGGAAAGUAUUGGGCGUCUUGAGAAGCACCCCCGUGAGCUUUAUCCAGGCGCAAUUUUACUGAUAGAGGAUCCUGAAACCUGGGAUGUCGCACUUGUCCUUCGAACGCUUUUCCAGGGACAAGAAAUGCCAUGGAUUCAAGCUGGAGCAGGCAUCGUUGCUCAGUCAUCGCCUGUAUGA